CGCUGGCCACGCUGGCCCGCCCGAGUCGUCGCCCUCCUCGCGCUUGCAUGUCUGCAGGCUUUGAUGCUCGUCAACUCGCCGCCAACAGCGCAAUGCCUGACAUGAUUACCGAUGAUCCCAACGCCGCAGCUUCUUCGAGGAAGACAACCUGGUUCAAGAACAGUCUUCAUCUCCCUGGAAAAAUCACUUCCACGACUGCUCCUUCCAAGGGCACUAGCUCGCAUUCUGGAAUCGGCCUCGGCGCUGGAAUCCUUGGAGCAAGCAGAGGCGCUCCGCAUCUUGCCGAACCGGCCUAUAGCAACAGCAAAGCCGACAAGAGCUCCAGAGAGUUUGCUGCAUUUCUCUCUGCUACCGACGACGAGUGGGACUCAAAGAUCGAAGUCCGCAAAACCGAUCCAAAGAUGGUUGGAGGUGGGCUGGCCGAUAUGAGCAAGAAUCCCAGCCAUGCUGGAUCAUCGAACGCUCUCAGGAGCAGCAUAGACAACUCUCCAAAGAAGGGCAGUCCAAUGACCGAAGAGGAGUCCAAGAUGCUUGGCGAGAUCGCAAAGCUAAACAGCAUGCAGAUACGCUAUGCCAAGUUCCGGACCCUUCUCGAGCAGCCAAAUAUUGAUCUUGACCAAUUACGAAAACUCAGCUGGAUGGGCAUACCCGAGGAGAUCCGGCCUACUGUCUGGAAGCUGUUGAUGAACUACCUCCCGUGUAAUUCCGAUCGGAGAGAAGCCACCCUCACGAGGAAGAGAAAGGAGUACGAGGAGUCGGUGGCCCAGUCGUUUGGUCGUGGCAAAGCCGGACUGGACCAAUCGCUAUUACAUCAGAUCCACAUCGAUGUCCAGCGGACCAACGCAACGAUUCCGUUAUAUCAGAGCACAGCUAUCCAAGAGGCGCUAGAGAGGAUUUUGUACUGUUGGGCCAUCCGACACCCCGCCAGUGGCUACGUACAGGGCAUCAACGACCUCGUCACCCCGUUCUUCCAAGUCUAUCUACAAUCCUAUGUCUCGGGAGAUGUCGAGAAGACCGAUGUCUCCAAGAUCAAGCCGGAAACCCUGACGGAAGUUGAGGCGGACUGCUUUUGGUGCUUGACAAAGCUCCUGGACGGCAUUCAGGAUAACUAUACGCACGGACAGCCAGGCAUUCAGCGACAGAUGACCCGACUGGCAGAGUUGAUCAGCCGCAUCGACGCGCCGCUCUACAACCAUUUUCAACAGCACGAAGUCAAGUUUGUACAGUUUUCAUUCCGGUGGAUGAACUGCCUUCUGAUGCGAGAGAUAUCGCUCAAGAAUACGAUCCGGAUGUGGGACUCUUACCAGGCCGAAGGCGCCGACGGAUUCUCGGAGUUCCACAUCUAUGUCUGUGCAGCAUUCCUGAUCAAAUGGAAGGACCAGCUCAAGAAGAUGGAUUUCCCGGAUAUCAUGAUGUUCCUGCAAAAUCCUCCGACAAGCGAAUGGGACGAUAAAGACAUUGAGCUCCUGCUCUCGGAGGCGUUCAUGUGGAAGGCGCUCUUCCAUAACUCGCCGAAUCAUCUGUCUGGCACGGGUGCAACCAACUCAUAGCGGCGCUGCCACACGAAUCGUCAGCAGUCACUGUUCCCGAAGGAAUACGCUCUCGCUGCUCUGCGCCAUGACGGAUCCUGAUUGUUUUCGUAUGUCCGCUUGACCUCCGUGUUGGCUGAGCAGUUGAAGGGUUUCGAGUAAAUGCAACCCGGGGUGCUUGCAGUGAAACUCGCACUCAUCCGCAUCGAUGCUCCAGCUGAGACUGCUUCAGUCAAAAAUGCAUGCGCAUUCCAAUAUAUUGGCCCGGCGCGCGGACAGGGUGAGGACCAAGUCAGGACU
Polychytrium aggregatum is the source of this 1829-nucleotide messenger RNA. Its product is annotated as rab-GTPase-TBC domain-containing protein. The record is from RefSeq and is a predicted model, not a curated record. Gene Ontology annotation, biological process: activation of GTPase activity. Lineage: Eukaryota; Fungi; Chytridiomycota; Chytridiomycetes; Polychytriales. Bases 48 to 1550 code for a protein of 500 amino acids. The transcript is spliced from 14 exons. Gene Ontology annotation, molecular function: GTPase activator activity. Gene Ontology annotation, cellular component: Golgi apparatus.